UCGCGCAUGCGGUUUGUAUGUGGCACGCAAUCAGGUUGUUUCAGGCUCAUUAGCUGUCAACGCGGAUCUUGAGAUCGCAAGAAGUCUCAACUCGUGAACAUGGUGGCCGCUGACUUGUCUAGCAAGCUGAAGCGCACCAAGAUUUGCAAGUUUUGGGUCUUCAACAGGUGCACCUUGGGUGAAGCUUGUACUUUCGCACACUCCACUUGCGACCUCCAAGAGCAGCCAGACCUGGUCAAGACUGAACUAUGCUUCCAGUUCAUGUCCAAGGGCCAAUGCAAACGUGGAGCUGCCUGCACUUUUGCACAUGGCAAGAAGGAGCUCCGCAAGCCUCGCAAGGAGAUGCCGAAAAGCGCUGCUUUGGCACAUGGCAAGAUGAGCGCAGAGGCGCAGGAAUGCCUUUCAGAGACGGAGGUGAAGCCGGAACCAGUAGCUCCGCCAUCGGAGAUCUUCGCAGAGCUCCACCAGCGGAUCGAGCAUGCGGAAUCCGCGCUUAAGGGUGUGAAUGCCAUGGUGAUGCACAUCAACCUGAUGUCGCACAGCGUCCCCAACACCUUCCGUCCACCUCCCGGGUUGCCGCCGCCGGAAUGCUUGAAGGAGGAUGAUGCUGAUACUGCCAGCACGACGGCCAGCACACAGUCCUCCACCCCGUCGACGCCUCGGGAGAAGAGUGAGCCAGCCAGCCCCACCAACCAGAUCUUCUGGUUGUGAAUCAUUCUAAAGUCGUCAGCGGUGUGGCGCGCAGUUCUGGGCCUGAGCAAUGAAUCUUUUGCAG
Messenger RNA from Durusdinium trenchii, 775 nucleotides. Lineage: Eukaryota; Dinophyceae; Suessiales; Symbiodiniaceae. The record is from the annotation of a GenBank genome assembly.